CGCUGGGUUUAUCCUCAAUUUUCGACGAUAUUAGUGACUACAUAGAAUGACUUGACAUCUAUGCAGUUUCAAAAUGGCUACUGCAACAGACGAGUUGAACCUCUUGGAGAGGGUCUCCUUGUGUUUGGGAUGUGCCGACACAGACGAUAAACUCCAGUCGUCAGUAUGCAAAUUCCUACCUCCAGUUUUGCAAAAGAUCUCGAGUCCCCACGCCGAUGUGAGAAAAAAAGUGAUGGGUCUGCUGAUCCACAUCACGAAACGACUGAAGAGUCGGCCAAAAGUUCAACUUCCAGUGGAGGCACUUCUGCUCCAGUACCAAGACCCAGCAGCGAAUACUUUCGUCAUAAACUUCACGAUAAUCUACAUAAAAUUGGGUUAUCCUCGUAUGGAGAUGAAGAAACAGGUAGAGCUCGUCUCCAGUGUAUUGAACUCGAUCAAAGGUAAACCCCUGCUUCACCAGGACAGUUUAAUUUUUUUAAUUAUGCCAGCCGUGGGCCACAUUCAGGCCCCAAUAAUCGCUGAUAAACGAGCAGCACUACUGAGUCUGGAAGACAAACCGUAUGUUGCAAAGCAAUUGAUACUCUUUAUGCUGGAUAUGUUACUCCUGCCAUACGGUGCAGUGGGUCAAACUGAUGGUCAGCAGAGUGGACAGCCCAUCGACUGGUCGAAAUAUCCCGUUCCCCCAGGUCUCAGUGAAUAUUCAUUCAAACGAGCCAUCGGCGAAACUCCACUACUUCCUGCAGAACUAGAACAGGUCAAACUGGGAAUUGUCAAAUUCAUAACAACAGGGUUCUUCCCAAGGAAUGGUAUCCUUAUUCACCUGAUUGUCGCAGCAGCAGACACAAGAUUCAGUGUUGCCAAUCUAGCUGACAUGGAGCUGAGGAAGUUGGUGGGCUCUCUCGACUGGUCCUCCACGUUACUGGCACAGCCUCUUUACAUGGUGUUCCUUGGAUCCAGCUCGUUCGUACAGGAAAACCAUCUCAAGCCAGAAAUGAAACGACUGCCAGCAAACACUAGGAUUCGAUUGAAGUUGCUUGAAUACCUCUGCCGAGUCUCCAGGAAUGGAUUUAUUAUUCCAGCAGCUACUCAAGUGAUCUUCGACUCACUUUACGGUAACAAUACAAAUCAAAAAUUGAAAUACCUGGCACUGGACUUCACCCUCAAUCUCAUCGAUCAGCCAUCAUAUCAAACGUACAGCCAAUUAUCAACAACCAUUGUCACUGGAUUACUCAAGUUAAUGUCCGCCGAAGACCCCAAGCUUCAAGCAAUGACAUAUACAAUAAUCGCUCGACUGGUCGGAAAAACUCGUAAAGUUCUGAAAACCAACCUGAGUAUCGUAAUGAAAUACUUCCAUUCUCUAGCCAACGUCAAAGACAACCUAGAGCUCAAGAGAACCAUCAGGGAUGCCCUCGUGUUGAUGGAGCCGGCCUUAGUAUUUGACCGUGAAAAUACAGUGGGAAUCGAGAAAAUGAAUUCAAUACUGACUGAUCACAUUGAAUCGGAAGACUCCUAUGCGCGAUACGUUGCCGUUCGUUAUGCAUCGACACUUUUCCCCUCUGAUGACAUCCCAUCCAAGUACCUUUUGCUCCUGGCAUGUGGCGACGAGAAGAGUGAAUUUUCUUCUGAAGCUAUCGAGGCACUUUAUGCAACAGCUAACAAAAAUUCACCACAGAAUGUUGGCCCCUCCCCUGAAUCUGUUGAACCGCACAAAAGCGAUGAGGAGCCUGCCCUCCCCCCAUUCCCAAAUCUCGUUCUGUACAUAAAUUCCCAGAUGAGCACGAGAAUCACCUCGAACCAAGUGAUUUCAGUUGGCAAUCACUCGUUACCCUACAAGGUUGCUACUUUCAGUGCAAUUAUUUCGUAUCUUCGUUUUUGUUUAGCUAAAAGCGCGAAUGUGAAUACUCGACGAACUCCCGGUGACAGUCAUCCCUGUGAAUAUACACCACUGAUUGGUCGAUAUCUAAAGCAACUUUUGCAAACGGAUAGCAAAUCCAUUGAUGCGUAUCUCGAAAUUAUUAAUUGCUUGAAUCACGUGACCUCCGAUACAGUUCCCCUAAAUGCUCUUUUGGAAGUGGUGGGUUCUCUUUCUCCAGAUAUGCUGGACAAAUUCGCUGAAGAGCUGAAGUUUCUCAAAGGUCUUCUUGCAUCUACGAAGGAAGAUGUUCGGGUAUUGGCUGGAAAGAUUCAUGCGAUUAUAAUGGCUCAUCAGUCAAAUCUCGAAGAGUUUGAGUAUCGAGUAAGUGAAUUAAUCGCAGCAACGAAGCACAAGACUCUUGAAAUUCAGCAUGGCGCCCUGCUGGCUCUAUCAUUCAUGUUUGAGCGGAAAUUAUUUCUCAGGAAAGCGACAGAUGAUAAAGAAUCUAUUUUGUCAUGGAAGCCAUACAUCGAUGGAGUCAAGACAAUCUGCGAAUUUCUUAAAAGCAAUACGCCUUCAUUAAUUGAAGCAGCAGCUCAAGGAAUCGGAAAUAUUGCCAAGAGUUUUUCACUACCACUGAAGAAUGACGAUGGCGAUAAUCUCAGUAAAAAAUCCAUCGUUGAGACACUCUUUGGAAUUCUAAAAAAUACCAAGAUGAAUCAUCGAGUUAAAGAGAAUGCAACCACAAGUCUGGGGCUGUUGUGCCUCGGUGAGGAUUUCCCUUAUGCAAAGGACAUAAUAGAGCAGUUCCUGGCCUUGACGAAAGAGACAAAGGACUCAUCUGUCCACUUUAUCAUUGCUGAAGCUCUGGUGCUUUCUGUUCAGGGCCCAGCAGCUACUGAAGCUCGUGAUGCUUGGGAGACACUGCCAGAGGAGCAUCAGAUACCCUUUACUCCACACAACGACAGUUUAUUGGAGUAUCUGUUGGAUCGUCUGUUGAAAACUGUCAGUGAUCCACAUCCAAAUUCCCGUCAGGCUGUUUGCAUCUGGUUGUUGGCUGUUCUUCGACGAAAUGCCAAAAGAAGACAUAUUCUGGAUAGACUCCCAGCCAUCCAGAGCGCCUUCAUGGAUUUUUUGUCAGAGAACAAUGAUCUCGUCCAGGAUGUUGCGUCGAAAGGGAUUUGUCUGGUGUAUGAGACGAGUGAGGUGAGCCAGAGGGAUGCUCUCGUCUCAAAUCUCCUCAAUCAAUUUUGCGAGGGUCGACGAACAGUAGCUCAAGUUACACCAGACACCAAAUUAUUCGAGGACGGCCAAUUGGGAAAAUCUCCCACAGGUGGCAACAUCUCCACAUACAAAGAAAUUUGUUCUCUCGCUUCCGAUCUCAAUAAUCCGAGCUUAAUCUACAAAUUUUUACAAUUAGCCAAUCAUAAUGCUGUGUGGAAUUCGAAGAGAGGUGCGGCUUUUGGUUUUUCAGCGAUCGCAAGUAUUGCCAAGAAUGAGCUGAAUAAAUAUCUUCCCAGUAUUGUUCCAAAAUUGUAUAGAUAUCAAUUUGAUCCCACUCCGAAAAUUCAACAGAGCAUGACGAGCAUUUGGUACGCAAUUGUUCCAUCGACACAGAAAGUCCUCGAGCAGUAUCAUGACGAGAUUCUUCAAGAUAUCAUUCCCAAUCUGACAAACCACAUGUAUCGAGUGAGAAUCAGCUGCUGCGAGGCACUGGCUGAUGUUCUCAAAUCAAAUGCACGUAUUGAUUACGUUAAGCAUGCGCCAGAAAUUUGGAGACAAUUAUUCCGAGUGAUGGAUGAUAUUCACGAGGGUACGAGGCAGACAGCUACAAAAACAGCAACACUCUUCAGCAAAGUGUGCUUACGUCAGUGUGAUCCGAAGUCUGGAAAAUCUGGAGAGCAGAUUGUUCAGGCUAUUCUGCCAGUUUUAUUGAACAUUGGAAUUGUUGAUACUGUCACGAGUGUCAGAGCUCUCUCUGUGCAGACAGUGGCACAGCUGGUGUCCACUGCUGGUCCUCUUUUAAAACCAUCUCUGGUAAAUUUAAUUCCAGCACUCCUCACUGCAACAGAUCUUGAGAAUACAAAGCUUACGUACAUGAGCAAUGUGUAUGGAGCACAAUCCGACGUGCAAGAAGCCAUUGACAGCGUUCGAACGAGUGCUGCCAAGAGUCAUUAUGCAACUGAGGCAUUGAAGAGAUGUACUCUGUACAUUGAUGCUGAAAUUCUCAAAGAUCUCAUGCCCAAAGUUAUAGAACUGAUGAGAUCGAGCAUUGGACUUGGUUCCAAAGUUGCCGUCUCUCACUUUCUCAUAUUCUUGAUGAUUCAGUCAAAACAGGAGUUGCAGCCCUACGCUGGAAAAAUCCUAACAGCCCUCAUGAAUGGCUUGCUCGACCGAAAUGCAGCUGUUAAGAAGACGAAUGCAGUGACAAUUGGACAUGUUGUGGGUUCCGCUAAAGAUUCAAGUCUAGAAAAAUUAUUCAAUACUCUCAACACUUGGUACAUGGAGAAGGAAGAUGAUUCUUACAGGUUGGCAAUUGGCCAGACAUUCCAAUCGAUAAAUAAUCACAAUCAUGAGGUUCUCAAAAAAUUCUCAGAUAUCAUAAUGCCUCUUGUAUUCUUCGCAAUGCAUGCUGUCAAAGUACCAGGGAAUGAGAACACCAUUGAACUGUGGACAGAGCUCUGGGGUGAUAUAGCCCAUGGGACAGAAUCAGCCAUUCAGCAGAAUUUGGAAUUGAUAACAAGUAAAUUGAGCUCAGCCCUGGAAUCAGCUUCUUGGACCAUCAAAGCCCAAGCAGCGAAUGCUGUCUCGACAGUUGCUACUAAAAUAGGAUCCAGUAUGGACGAUAAUUCCAGGAAUGGUCUGCUGAUGGUUCUGAUCAAUGGUCUCCAGGGAAGAACGUGGAAUGGAAAGGAGACAUUGGUCCAGGCGUUGGCUACUCUCGCUUGCAACAGUAAAGAGUCAUUGAGUAAAAAUCCAGAACUGACGAUGGCUAUCACUGAGGCCCUUCACAAGGAGAGCUGUAAAGCAAAUAUCGAGUACCGUCGUCAUGCACUCGAAGCUUUUGCUGACGUUCUCCAUGAACUGGAGGUAGAUCGGUUUACUCAGCUUUACGAUAUUGCCCAGGAUAUCCUGAUCAAGAUGGCCAAGAAGAAUGAUGAUGAUGACAGUGACAAUUACACCACUGAAGAGAGUUCUAAGAGACGAGAGGAUCAAAUGAAACUCCAAGAGACUGUUUACAAAGCUCUUGGGAAAGCCUGGCCUUCUUCAAUCGAACAUAAAUCGACUCAAGAUGAAUAUUGCCUCCAGUUUGUCACCCACUGUCACGAGACAUUGGUGAAUAGCACGAGGCCCACUCAGGUUGCCAUCAUGACGACUUUAACUCUCUUCGUCGAGAAACUAGUGAUUCUAAAAUUAACUACUGAGGAAUUAACUGAGAAUGAUAAACAAAAAUUACAUCAAAUCUGUGAGACACUCCAUCAAAUACUGAAGGGGGCGGUAGGAAUAUCGACGUACACGAAUAUUCGUAAGAAGGCACUCGACGUCAUCCUCAUUUUGUCGAAAAAACUGAUCGAUCAAAAUAAUUCAGAGCAAUUGGAAAAGAUCAAAAAAUUAUUCUCUGAAUUAUUGCAUGAUUUCUCUCGGGACAAACAACCGGAAAUGAGAACAAGAGUGGCUGAUAUUAAAUCAAUACUGCAGAUAGAAUGAAGCAGAGAUCGUUAAUUUUUUAAUAACAAAGGUGAGGAUUCCAAAUAAGUAAUAAUUCUGUUGCGAAGUGGUAAAAUAGGACGAGGACAUUUUUUUAAAAGCCGGUCAUCGUUUAAAAACUUGGCGUCGAAAAAAAUCUACUUAUCCUAGUUUACCACUUGCCACUGAAUUCUGAAUAAUUCGGACGAAUUCGUGAAAUUAUUCAACGUAUCAUUAUCACAUAUAUACUGUACUCUAUACAUGCAUUCAAUUAAAAAUAUCAUUGAACGUA
Messenger RNA from Fopius arisanus, 5834 nucleotides. RefSeq names its product proteasome-associated protein ECM29 homolog. Gene Ontology annotation, biological process: proteasome assembly. Lineage: Eukaryota; Metazoa; Arthropoda; Insecta; Hymenoptera; Braconidae. The transcript has 2 exons. Gene Ontology annotation, molecular function: molecular adaptor activity. Bases 74 to 5563 code for a protein of 1829 amino acids. The record is from RefSeq and is a predicted model, not a curated record. Gene Ontology annotation, cellular component: nucleus; cytoplasm.